GACAUCCCACGGGGGUUCCGCCUCCUAGUCGGCCCACCGCUCCAUCAUUUUCCUUUUGCUUAAUGUUGUUGGCGUUGCUCUAGGAAAUGGGUUGAGCAGACGAACUACUGCGUAAGGUAUAAGAACAUUCUUCCUACCAUUGCUUCAAUUGAAAGAUCGAAGCAACUUCUGAGAUGGCCUUGUCCGGGCCUUUGCCCACAACCUCGCCUUCAGUAGAGGACAUCCCCUCAAGGAGCCUGUCGACUGAUACGAAGAUCAAUCUCAUCAUCGGGAUCUUUACAAUAGUAACUGGGGCGUUGAGUACGCUAUUUGCAUGGGCGAUGUGGAGGCUUACUGGAGACAGAAGACGGCGGCGCGGGCAUGAGAGCCUAACUGUAGACUCAAAUCCUCUUCAAGUCAUCCCUGAGCCAAGGGGAAGAAUGGGAUAUGAAGUUACUUUGAAGCUACUUUGAGAUCUAGGAGGACACUUGACAGGCGGGAUACUA
Molecule: messenger RNA, 485 nt
Organism: Hyaloscypha bicolor E
Lineage: Eukaryota; Fungi; Ascomycota; Leotiomycetes; Helotiales; Hyaloscyphaceae
Exons: 4
Coding region: 174-452 (92 amino acids)
Source: RefSeq, a predicted model, not a curated record